GUCGCUUCUGUCCUUGGUUACUUACCUUCCACUCUACGCUUCGGUUGGGCUGGGUCCGUGGGCCGGCCGGCAAUCUACUUCCACAUCCUCUCCUAUAAGGGCCCAGGCCCACGUAUCAUUCGGUCGCAGCCAUGGCGCUGCGGCUGCUGUCCCACCCGUCGCUCACGGCGGCGCAGCUCCGGCAGCUCCACGGCCACCUCCUCACCUCCUCCCUCCUCGGCGACCGCUACCUCCCAAACAUCCUCCUCCGCGGCCUCCUCCCGGACGCCCCUCUCCGCGCCCUCGCCCUCUUCCCCCGCCUCCGCCGCAUCCUCCCCGCAUUCCUCCCCAACAACUACACCUUCUCCUUCCUCCUCACCGCCUCUAUCGCCACAGCCAUCCCCAUUCCCUCGCCGUCGUUCACCUCCUCGGCCCACACGCAGCUCAUCUGCGCGUUGCACGCGCUCGCCGUGACGCUCGGCUGGGACGCGCACGCUUACGUCUCCAACGGCUUCAUCCACGCCUACGCCUCCCGCGGCUUCCUAGACGCCGCGCGCCGCGUCUUCGACAGUGCCGUCCUCGCCCGUACGGACGACGUCUGCUCCUGGACCUCGCUUCUCACGGCCUACGCCAGGGCCGGGCACAGGGACGACGCACGCUCCCUGUUCGAUGGAAUGCCGCACAAGACGCCCAUCGCCUGGAGCGCCAUGCUCAGCGCCCACGUCGGGGCAGGCGGCUUCGUGGAUGCGCUCGAGGUGUUCGACAUGAUGCUCAGGGCUCGUGUCCGGCCCAACAGGGCGGCUAUCGUUGGCGCACUGGCUGCAUGCGGUGGGCUCGGGGCGCUGGAGCAGGGCCGGUGGGUGCACGCUCUCAUCACCGCUACCACCGGUAGGAUGGAUGCGGGGGUGGCUACUGCGCUGGUGGACAUGUAUGCUAAGUGCGGGAACCUAGACUCGGCAAGGCAGGUGUUCGCAGCCAUGCCGGAGCCCGAGCGCGACGUGUUUGCUUACACGGCCAUGAUCUCGGGGCUCUCGGACCACGGUCACUGCCAGGAGGCCGUUGAGCUGUUCGGCCAGAUGCAGGACCAGGGGGUGCGCCCCAACGAGGUCACCUUCAUCUGCGUCCUCUGCACUUGUGCCCGUGCCGGCGGCGGGCUUGUCAGCGUCGCUAGGGAGAUCUUCCAGAGCAUGUCUGCCGUCCACGGCAUCGAGCCCGGCGUGGAGCACUAUGGGAGCCUGGUCGACGUGCUCGGCCGUGCCGGGAUGCUUGCGGAGGCCGCGGCUGUGGUGCGGGCAAUGCCGAUGCGGCCCGACUCAUACGUGCUAGGUGCGCUGCUCAAUGCAUGCCGGGUGCACGGUGGUGACGGCGUGAAGCUCGGAAAGCAGGUUGUGGAGUGGCUAGCGGAACUUGGGCUCGACCACAGCGGCGUGCACGUGCAGCUGUCCAACAUGUACGCCUGCUCCAGCAAGUGGGAGGACGUGGUAAGGAUCCGGUUGGUGAUGGAGGAGAAGAAGGUGGCCAAAGUGCCCGGCUGCAGCAUGGUCGAGGUCGAUGGCGUCGCUUGCGAGUUUGUUGCUGGCGACCGCUUCCUUGAUCCGUGCAUCAACACCGUCGUCAGAGGGCUCGAUCAGCAGCUCAGGCUGCUUGGCCAUGACUACCGUCACCUCGAGGAGCUAUCCAACUUGGCGUAGGUUUAGAGCCCGUUUCCGUCUCAGGUCGCAGCCGUGUCUUGCCUCUUAUAAGUUGGAACACCACAUUGCAGGCUCGUACCACAAAUACACAUGGCAAACAUUGUUCAGCCGAAAGGGGCGCAGAUCCAUUGCUCAUAUGACAUGCUCAUGGAGAUUUCUCCUACCUGCCGGCCAAGACGCCGAGUUGGUCAGCGACUUCCGCAGCUUGACAUGCUCUCAUCGGAUACCUUCGUGGAGCUUCACCGCUGGCGAGCCAACAGGCCAGGCCAGCUGAAGCCUUUCUUCAGUACUACCGCCGAGACCUCUGAAGGGGAAUCCUUACAGAGAUGUAUGGAAUGAUUACCAAAUGCGAUUUAUCUCCACGGUUUCCUUCAGGCAUUUAAGAAGUUGAUAAAGAGACUAAUGAGCUGGAAGACACAAGGCAGAUUGAUCCCCGUAGCAUCGACUAACAGGUUUUCAUAUGUUUGUUUUUCUGCAAUUCCGGUGAAGUGUUGUGGCCGAAUGCUUCCAUCUCACUGGCUUAAUGUGCCAGUUUGUCAGUUACCAUAAUCAGAAACUUGUCAAGUUCUUCAGCACUUAUUAUAGAAGAGAAAACACUUCUAAAAGAAAACAUUUUGGUUUUCCUCAGAUUACUAGCAGCUACCUGGAGAUGUCACAGUGGUGCUUUCAGCACGCUACCCUGUUCAAAUGGUGGCGUCCUAAGUGCAGAUGAUGGUGUUGAGCAGCUCGGUGGAGGACCUCCUCAAGAUGUCUACUUAGUUUUGGAGUUCUCCAUGUUAGUGUGACCUUGCUGUUCACAGACAACCACUACGACAGCACCUACCCAUAGAUCUCCCGUGCGGAAAUUGAACAGAUUUUUGUCUUCCAGAAAUGGAACAGAUUUUUUGCUAGGUUAUGCGAUGAUCGAAGCAGCUAGGGUGUACUACACUGAUUCUUCUGUUGGCACAUACUGCUAGUACCAAUGGAUUGAUCAGUUGUCAUAUAAGGAUAAGAAAACAUAGAUCUGAUUAGUUUC
Molecule: messenger RNA, 2685 nt
Organism: Triticum urartu
Lineage: Eukaryota; Viridiplantae; Streptophyta; Magnoliopsida; Poales; Poaceae
Product: pentatricopeptide repeat-containing protein At5g66520-like
Biological process (GO): RNA modification
Molecular function (GO): RNA binding; protein binding
Source: RefSeq, a predicted model, not a curated record